UAUCACCACCACGGUCAUUACUGCCACUACCACUGUCAGCAGGACAGGUCCCAGAAUUAAGUUUGCAGCAGUGGUGAUGAUUUGCACUGAGUCAUCCACACUCUCUCAUCCGGUCAUCACUAAGUGUCACAUUCAGUGUGGCUUAGUAAGGGUUGGGGGGUUUUGACACUAGAUGCAGGAAUAAUUUUCAGGUCAUUUGAUUCUUACUUUAUUUCCUCCUACCUGAAACCUAUUUUAGUAUCUGACUCCCCUACUCAGUUCUAAGCUCUUCGAGGACAGUGAUCAUAUCUUCUUCAUCUAUUGUACUCUUUCAAGAAUGGAGUACCAAACUCUGCACACAAAGGGAGCUCAAUAAAUGCUACUGAUAGAUUGAUUCCCUCCUCCCUCUUUCUCACCACCAAGUAAAGAUACUAUAAUGGAUGUAAUUCAUUAGAUUGUAACUUCCUUGAGGGCCGGGAGCAUCUAUCUUACACUUAGGAGUUCUCUUCUCAGUCCUCAUCACAGGGCUCUGCACUCAGUACAUUCCCUUACUUGAUUGAGGGGAAAUGGAACGGCAGGGAGAGGGGUAGGACAUCUUGAGCCAGGAUAAUUAGGUGCGGGCAGAGUUGGUGCCGUGGGCUAAUUCCAUCUCUGAUUGUUGGACCUGCCCACAUCUGCCUCUAUUUCCUCCGAUCAGUUGCCACUGAUUAUUUUCUGCUGGUGUUUUCUGUUUUUAUGCUGAACACCAGGGGAAGUUAUGGGGAAUAAGGAAGUAGGGGAGAGAGAGAGAGAAAGAAAGAGAGAGUAUAGAGUGGGCAGAUGCAAGAGGAGGAAGGGUGAAGUUGCCCCACCUUCUUGAUCAAAUGGAGCUGGACUAGGGAGACAGGAAGAUGCCUCUCGUUGCUGCUUUGCUCCUUCUCUGGCUCCCAGGCUGUUUCACCUUGACUGACUCGAAGGAGGUGAGGAGCCCUGGGUGGGUCAGCGGCCCUGAAGGUGGCUCUCUCAUGGUCCAAUGUCACUAUGACCAUGGAUGGGAGACCUAUGUGAAAUGGUGGUGCAGGGGAGCUGACUGGACUUUCUGUAGGAUCAUGGUUAGAACCACAGGAUCAGAGGAUGAGAGGAGGAGCGGCCGAAUGUCCAUCAGAGACAACCACCGAGACCACAUGAUUACAGUGAUCAUGGACAGCCUCGGAGCAGCAGAUGCAGACACGCACUGGUGUGGGAUUGAAAAAGAAGGUGAUGACCUUGGGGCUCAUGUUGUAGUGGCUGUUUUCCAAGAUAUUUCCUCUCCAAGGGGCCCAGAAGAGGUGGCUUGCCUACAAGGAGAAUCCCUGGCAGUGACGUGUCAGUACAACCGGGGCUGGGAGAGGAACCAGAAAUGGUGGUGCCAGGGAAUGGACUGGGAAUCCUGUAAGAUCAUUGUUAGAACUUCAGGAUCAGAGAGAGACAAUGGGCGAGUGUCCAUCAGAGACAGACCUGAAAACCGGACCUUCACAGUCACCAUGGAGAAUGUCACUGGGGAGGACAGAGGCACGUACUGGUGUGGGAUUGAGAGAGUAGAAGUUGACCUUGGAGCCCGGGUGAGAGUCACCAUUUCCACAGCAGCGACUGCUGGACCAGCAACAGCCAGACCAAGGUCCCUGCAUGAAGACAUGCACAUCCUGAUCCUGUUCUUCCUGAAGGUGCUCACCCUCCUGGGCCUGGUCAGUGACGUCAUCUGGGUGAACAGACCCCAGAGGGCCAGGGCAGGAGCAGGUGGUAGCAGCAACUGUGACAGUCUGCAGGCCCCCGGCCCCUACUAUCCCCCAACCAGGACCGGGGUCACAGCCCUGGGGUGAGCAGGACUCUGGGCCUAGUCUGGCCUCUCCCCUGGUGGGCUUGGCUGGGCUGGGACCACCUGACCUGGGAGACUGGAGCCAGCAUGACCAGGGGGCUGGGAUGGAGCCUGGGAUUAAUUACUGUUCUGGGUCUAGGGGCUUCUCCACCCCCUGAAACCACCAGCACUGUGUUGGUCCUGGACAUGGUCUUGGUCCUGGUCCUUGUCUCUGUCCUGGUCCUGGUCCUCAUUUUGCCCCACCCAGCAGUGUUUGGCCUGGGGCCCCUGGAAUCAAAAGCAGCUCUGGCCCCUGCAGAAGGAGCUGGAUCACCCACCUCCAGGAUCCCCAAGAAACAGGGAGGAUGGUCUGAGUCUCUGUGAAUUCUGGGGCCACAAUUCCAUGAUCCCAGGGGCCAGAAGACAUGGCAACCAGAGGCUGCAGUGCUGCUACAUCUGCAUCGUCCUGGGCUGACUGACUGUACAGCGGCCUCGGUGCUCCGUGAUCCAGCCUAUUGCCCUUGCCCUGUCCCUGCAGGGACCAACCCCUACCCCCCAGGUCCCACAAACCCACUAACACUCUGCAACUUGCCUGCUGUAUGUAGCCAACUCACUUAG
Messenger RNA from Tachyglossus aculeatus (Australian echidna), 2410 nucleotides. Its product is annotated as CMRF35-like molecule 5. Gene Ontology annotation, molecular function: transmembrane signaling receptor activity. The coding region runs from base 870 to 1817 and encodes 315 amino acids. The record is from RefSeq and is a predicted model, not a curated record. Gene Ontology annotation, cellular component: plasma membrane. The transcript is spliced from 5 exons. Lineage: Eukaryota; Metazoa; Chordata; Mammalia; Monotremata; Tachyglossidae.